Molecule: messenger RNA, 369 nt
Organism: Fusarium sp. VM40
Lineage: Eukaryota; Fungi; Ascomycota; Sordariomycetes; Hypocreales; Nectriaceae
Source: the annotation of a GenBank genome assembly
AUGACAAGUCAAACACCUUCUUCUCUUGGAACAAAUGUCAUGAAGGGGCAACGAGAUGCCUCGAGCAGGAUAAACGAUGUGGUAAUUACCCCAGAAAUGACCCCGGAUGUCAUAAAUAUGCUCCUGAAACGCUUUAAAUUCGAUGUGAUCCCAGAGAAAGUCUUACCAAAAAAAGCACCGGACAACUCUGGCAAGUUUGCGGCUGUUGUAAAACUCCAGAGUAAAUUGAGGGUCCUUAAGAGGUUUCCCGACCAGAGGCCCCGCCAGUCUGCGACACCGGAGCAACAAAAGGCAGGCCAAUACUUAGCCGAGCAGCGAGAAGCCUGUAAGCAGAUGUUGGAAAUGGAGAUGAUUGAGAGGUGGCGAUAG